Molecule: messenger RNA, 1029 nt
Organism: Colletotrichum destructivum
Lineage: Eukaryota; Fungi; Ascomycota; Sordariomycetes; Glomerellales; Glomerellaceae
Product: Putative GroES-like superfamily, polyketide synthase, enoylreductase domain-containing protein
Exons: 1
Coding region: 1-1029 (342 amino acids)
Cellular component (GO): mitochondrion
Molecular function (GO): oxidoreductase activity
Source: RefSeq, a predicted model, not a curated record
AUGCGCGCCUGGCUCUACGACUCCGUCUCGGGCGGCCUUGAAACCCACCUGAGCCUUGUUGACGAUGCUCCCCAGCCGCCCUCGCUCGGCCCCAACGACAUUCUCAUCAAGGUCCACGCCAUGUCGCCCAAUCCGGCCGACUACAAGUUCCCCGAGGGGCUCGGCAUGCUCUGGCGGCUGGCCGUCUCGCUGCCUGCCACGCCCGGCAGCGACUUUUCCGGCACCGUUGCCGGCCUGGGCGACAUGGUCAGGGACGUCGGCGAGUUCACCAUCGGCCAGCCCGUGUACGGCUGCACGCCGCCGCCCACGCGCCACGGCUCGCUCGGCGAGUACGUCAUCGCCACCAUGGCCAGCUGCGCGGCCGUGCCGUCCCCGGCGGGCGCGCUCACGCUCGAGAGCGCGGCGUGUCUGGGCGUGGCGGCGCAGACGGCCUACCAAGCCAUCAGCCCGCACGUCGCGGCGGGCGACAUGGUGUUCAUCAACGGCGGCAGCGGCGGCGUCGGCACGUUUGCGAUCCAGAUCGCGCGCGUGCUGGGGUGCCGCGUGGUGACCAGCUGCUCGGGCCGCAACGCCGAGCUGUGCCGCUCGCUCGGGGCGGACGAGGUGCUGGACUACACCGAGGUGGACGUCAGCAAGGCGCUCAAGGCCAAGGGCCCCGUGUUCAAGCUCGCGCUGGACAACAUCGGGCUGGAGCCGGCCGACCUGUACAAGGCCGCGGACGAGUACCUGAUGCCGGCGGGCCGGUUCGUGCAGGUGGGCGCGGGGCUGUCGCUGCGACACAUGAUGAGCACGGCGGGCCGGGCGCUGCGGCCGGCGGGUCUCGGGGGCGGGAAGCGAAAGUGGCAGUUCAUGUCGCUGCAGUCGAAGCAUGCGGACCUGGCCAAGCUGGGGAGGUGGGCGGCGGAGGGUCAGAUCCGGGCGGUGGUGGAGGAGACGUACAGGUUCGAGGAUGCCCCAAAGGCCUAUGAGAAGAUGAGGACAGGGAGGACGAAGGGUUGUCUGGUAGUGAAGGGGCCGGAUGCAAAGUAG